AUGAGACAAUUUAUUCACCUGAUUUUCAUUUGCUGGGGACUUUCAUAUUGUUUUUCUGCAAAAAACCCAGAGCUGGACACUGAAUGGGAACUGUUUAAGUCCACCUAUGGAAGGAACUAUGCUGAGAAGGAGGAAUCUUUUAGGAGACAGAUAUGGGAAGGGAAUCUGAAGUUCAUCAAUGAUCACAAUCAACUGUAUGAAGAGGGGAACCUGACAUACUACCUGGAGAUGAAUGAAUUUGGGGACAUGACUGAUGAGGAAUUCAUGGGAAUGCUGAACACCCGCAUGGCACCAAGGAUAAGGAGAGAUACUGCAGCCAAGACUUUUUCAAACUCUUCUGAUCUUCCCAUAUCAGUGGACUGGAGAAAGCAAGGCUAUGUGACCCCUGUUAGAAAUCAGAGGAGGUGUGGCUCCUGCUGGGCAUUCAGUGCAACUGGAGUUCUGGAAGGCCAGCUCUUCCGGAAAACAGGCAAACUUGUGAAACUGAGUCCACAGAAUCUAAUUGACUGUGCCAGAUUCCAAGGCUGUCGUGGGGGAAGUGUAGUUGCUGCUUUCAAUUACAUAAAAAAAAAUAAGGGCAUAGUCUCCGAGGAGUGCUACCCUUAUGUGGCCAAGAAAAAUAAGCAGUGCUCAUAUAGAAGUGAAUGUGCAGCUCUUACAAUAAAAAAGCAUGUGGUUCUCCCCUUUGGAAAUGAAAAAGUUCUGAUGACUGUGGCAAAUGUGGGGCCAGUGGCUGUGUCAGUGCAUGCACCAAAGUCCUUCGGCUACUAUAGAGGAGGAAUUUUCUUUGAACCAAAAUGCAAACCACGUUCCCUAAACCAUGGUCUACUGUUGGUUGGAUAUGGAUCUGAAAUAGUAAACAAUAAAAAGAAGGGAUCAGAAGAAAACCAAUAUGAAGAGAAGAAAUUCUGGAUUCUUAAAAAUAGCUGGGGUGCGUGGUGGGGUGAAAAAGGCUACAUGCGUAUUGCAAAGGACAAGAACAACCACUGUGGUAUUGCUACCCAUGCUGUCUAUGCUAUUCUGUGA
Messenger RNA from Trichosurus vulpecula (common brushtail), 1026 nucleotides. Its product is annotated as cathepsin L1-like. Gene Ontology annotation, biological process: immune response. The record is from RefSeq and is a predicted model, not a curated record. Gene Ontology annotation, molecular function: cysteine-type endopeptidase activity. Lineage: Eukaryota; Metazoa; Chordata; Mammalia; Diprotodontia; Phalangeridae. Gene Ontology annotation, cellular component: lysosome.